This is a messenger RNA of Purpureocillium takamizusanense, 2291 nucleotides long. RefSeq names its product Acid phosphatase. Gene Ontology annotation, biological process: dephosphorylation. The coding region runs from base 441 to 2201 and encodes 586 amino acids. Lineage: Eukaryota; Fungi; Ascomycota; Sordariomycetes; Hypocreales; Ophiocordycipitaceae. Gene Ontology annotation, molecular function: phosphatase activity. The transcript has 3 exons. The record is from RefSeq and is a predicted model, not a curated record.
CAUUGAUUCGAGUUGACCUUUGUGUGUGUACAAGACGCGUAAUAAUUUUAUCGUCUCCGCUCCCAUCCCUCAUUGCAACAUUUCUUUUUUUCGAGACACCCUCUGCCGGUUCCCACGCCGCCGCCGGGAUCGGACACUACGCGGGCUGCGAACCAUGGCUGGACUGCUGCAGCGCGAUUGCAGGUAACUAGACGCACGCACCCUUGACGCCGGGCCCCUCCAUCGUUUAGAAUUAGCCAUACGUAUAAGAAGUACGCCGUGAGCGAAACGUCGUCUCAGCGGCUCUUCUUCUGUUGCCAAUGUGGUGGUAAACGUGGGAUACCGACUCUCCCCGCGUUCCCUGCCUUUCCUCAUCCUGAUUCCUGUUUCUCACACGGCAUGUCCGUGCUCCUCCUUCUCUAGCUUGGCAACCCAUCACCACCAAAGCACUUCGAUCCGGCAUGCUGGCCUCCGCCCUCAACGCGGGCGUCGUCGUCACCGCCACCGCGGCACUGCUCGCACACGCCGAUGCCGCGUUCCCCGAGUUGCCGCAGCUGCAAUUGCCCGUCGAGCGAGCCGCCAAUGUCGCCGACGGGGUCGAGGAUAGGUGGCAUGCGCCUCGGCAGACCAGCCUCAACAACCUCACGGCGGUGCUGAGCGGCUCCGGCGUUUACGGCUUCAUCUACAACUCGUCAUCUACGCCGAGUGAGCGCUAUGGGACAUACAACUGGUGCAAUAUGCCACACGUCAGGCGCACCGAGUACGUUCGGCCGCCGCCCGAGUAUGAGCUCCAAUAUGUUGAGCUGAUCCAUCGCCACCACAAACGCACACCGUACGCCUCCAAUGCCUUCCCCUUGGAGUCGUAUCAGUGGGACUGCGACGAUGCCCGCCUCUACCUCUAUGGUGACCCCCUCGACGGCCCUGAUCCGGCCAAGGUUUUCCGCAAGGGAUACAUCUCCCCCGUGAACCCCUUCGUUCCAUCUGGCUGGGUCGGCACCUGCAGCUUCCCCCAGAUCACCGCCGAGGGCCUGGUCGAUUCGUGGCAGCACGGCGCCGACCUGUACGGCGUCUAUCACGACCUCCUUCACUUUCUACCUGCUCGCAGCGCAGAAUUCAAGUCUGCUGUUCGGUACCGGGUCACCAACAACGUCAUCACCAGCCAGGUUGCCGGCAUGGUCAUCGAUGGCAUGUGGGGGACCGCCGAUGCCGUUCCACUCAUGAUCCAGGCUGAGGGAGUGGACAGCCUCGAACCACAGUACACUUGCAAGACUGCCAGCAAUCUCUUCGGCGGCAUCAAGUCGGACGGAAACCCGGCGUGGAGCAAGCACCUCACGGAAUCAGCCAAUCUGUACCGCACCCUCGAUGACAUAUCGGGGGUCCCAUCCAACGACGGCGGAUUCCAUGCGUCCUUUGAUCAUUACUAUGACAAUCUCUCGGCUCGGCAGUGCCACGGAAAACCACUCCCGUGCAAGCUUGUCAACGGUGUCAACACCUCCACGUGCGUCACUCAGGAGCUCGCCGACGCCGUCUACCGUCUAGGCCACUGGGAAUACAGUCAGAUCUACCGCGACCACCCGUCGUCUCUCCUGGCGAGCGUGGGGUCCCUUGGCGUAUGGGUUGGAGAGUUGACAACUCAUCUGCGCGCUUUCAUGAACGGGUCGACAGAAGUCAUCUACUUCCACAACAUUGCCCAUGACGGUUCUGUCUCCCGGCUCCUGUCGGUCCUCCAGCUGGACGAGAUGGUGUGGCCCGGCAUGGGAUCUGAGGUGGUUUUCGAGCUGUACAAACGCAAGUCUAAGCAACCACAGCCCACAUCCAGCCCCGUCAGUUCGGCUUGCAGCCACGACAACUGCCUCCGCCACUUGAUACGGCACCCGGCCACAGCGUCGGCGAUUUGCGAACUCGGCCGCCCGACUCCCACCUCUGGAUCCGUUGCGGCUCCCACACGGCCAUCUCAGUGUCGUGAUUCUAACGCGGUAACAUCCGCAUGCUCCUGUCUUCAAACUGCCACUGCGACCGGAACCCCUGCCCCCACACCGACGACAGCUCCGCCAAGCGCAAGCGAACAUUACGUGCGAGUGCUCUUUGGCGGUCGGGUCCUCAAGUCCUCCGACCCUUCACUGGGACUGAUGGACAUGAUUCCAGUGGAGACGUUGCUGGAGUAUUUCGACCAUUUUGUAGGCAAGGGCGCCAGCCUGGUAAAGUCCAGAUGUCAAGAAUAAGUUCGAGGUGUAGCAGAAUUGUGAAUAUUGCGUUUGUGCUGAUGGCCGAACGAGUCUCGAUGACGGGACGGUGGUGCACUAGCCUGGCUC